Messenger RNA from Bursaphelenchus xylophilus (pine wood nematode), 1800 nucleotides. Lineage: Eukaryota; Metazoa; Nematoda; Chromadorea; Rhabditida; Aphelenchoididae. The record is from the annotation of a GenBank genome assembly.
AUGCGGUCGAGUUACAUCAGGCUACCGGUUAUCGCCUGGUUCGCCGUAUUUCCAUCAGUAUUGUCGCAAAUUCUACAUCAAAGAGCAACUUCUGCUCAAGAUGAUGCCCCAUCUAAUACUACCAAAGUAAUUUUGAUCACAGCGACACGAGAUCGGCCGCAGAGGGCGGCUGAUUUCAAUAUGUAAGUUGUCUGACUGAAUUAUGAGACUGUGUAGAAUAUAGGCUGGUUCAAACAAUCCGACAUCUUGAAAAUGUCUUCUGGAUUGUCGUUGAAGGCGAUGCAGAAAAGAAUCUUUAUAUGAAACAACUUCUUGUCCGCUCAAAAGUUCCUCACGUGUAUUUGGAUCGACCAGAUACUGAACUAUGUAAGGCUAUUCACACCAACUUAAACGACCUGCUAAAAGUUUCACAAUGUGCAUGGAAUUUAUUCCCUUCAACACGGCGCAUUUUAAACUUUUGCCCAUUUCAGGUAACGGCUGGGCUUUGCACAACGAAGCCUUGGACUAUAUCCGUCGAAACGAUGACCUCUUUCCGGACGAUUCCGUGGUCUAUUUCGCCGGUGAUGAAGAUAGUUUCGAUCUCCGGCUCUUCGAGGAAUAUGUGAGGAAUGUCAAAGAAAUUGGCGUCUGGGCAGCCGGUAGGUGCUAUUGCCUCUCAGGGCUUACUAUGCCCUUUUUAUCUUAUGUUUUAUUAACUUCAGGAUCCGGUUAUGUGAGUGCCGAAUCGCCGAUGGUGUUGCACGGGAAAGUCAUUGGUUGGAAUGUGGCGUGGAGACCAAAGCGAAAAUUUGCCUUAACAUUCCAUAGUUUCGCAUUGAAGACUGGCCUUAUUAAGAAAUCAAGGUGUGGUUUACUUAUCUCUUCUUUUACUCACUCAGCAAAAUUCCUCGCCUCAUCGUGGCCGCGUACCAAAUCUCUAGCCGCGGCCAGUCGUCGCAGAGCAAUGACCGGCGACUUCAAGACGCGAAAAAGGCACACUAUUUUCUCGACAGACUGAUAUAAACCGUUUACAGAGCCGCGUUCGACAUGAGAUGCGCCGGUAAAGCGCCUGAAGACUGUUUCCUCCGACAACUGGACAUCAACCAAAGCUCAAUUGUCCCAUUCGGUCAUGAGGGAACUUCGAAGAAUAUUUUUGUCUACCAUAGACGUGUGGACAACAAGGGAUUCUUCAAUGAACUCCCAAGUGCCGGGUUCUUCGUUGACUACGAAUCCAUUGAGACGCCCAAGUGCAUGAUGGUUCGAGUCAAAUUCCCCGAUAUCGCUGCAAGUCAUGCUCAAGAUAUCGCAAAUAGGAAGUAUGUUGCAAUGCCAAGAAUGUAAAUAUGUAUGUAAUAAAAGGAUUUAUCCGCCUGUCGGGAAAAUAGCGAGCGUGAUGUCGCUGCGACAAAAGAGCAUGGUGAGACACGGAAGGAGGGCCGGGCUCUUGGAAAUUUUGAAAAGGGCCGGGCCAUUUAUUUGGGAUGUAUGUAUAUUGUACCCCCAAUACAGAAAGAUGACACAUGUUGUUUUCGACGUUGUGGAUAGGCCAGUCCGAUUGUUUGACGAUAAAGAUGUCGAAACUGUGUGUAUGACAUUAUUACCUCGUUAUUCUGACUUUUAGGCCGAAAGUCUGAUCAAUUCAGCCUUGGCAGCAAUGCCAGUGUCUUCGACGUCGGUAAGAAUGCCAAAUCCCUCACAAGAACGGCGGACAUCCAUAAAAAUGUGUUGAAGAGGACGAAGUCAACGAAUUCUCUGAUUAUAUCAACACAUCAUUGGAGACGACGUCGAAUUGCCAGUAUUGGAAUUCUGGAAGAAGUAUGA